AUGCUGGGCGUGGUGGACCGGUCGCAGCUGCUCCGCAUCAUCGACAAGACCGGCCAGCUCCUCUACCGCGUCCAGCUCCCCGCCGAGGGGACCACCAUCUUCCUCGGCUGGGAAAAGUCGGGCGCGGGCGCGGUUCUCGCGGCGGUGCAGCGGCUGGGCGGCGCCUUCCUCUGGUUCCCCGCGAGGCCGGAGAACGUGCAGCAGUGGGAGGGGAUGCAGUUCUCCACAAAGGUGCUCAAAAACUCUCUCGUCAAGCGCAACUCUCACUUCGACACCUGCUUCGCCUGCUGGUCCGACGCGGGCAAGCUGAUGCUCGGCCUCGCCGACGGCAACUUCGCCAUCUGGGACCUCGGCUCGAACGAGACCUUCAUGUCGCGCACGCACUUUCCAGGAAAGCACCGCAAUGCCAUCACCUGCGGCGCGUGGACUCCGGACGGAACGUCCCUCGCGCUCGGGUCGGCGACCCAGCUCAAGGUCUCUGCGCCCAUCGCCAACGCGAGCUGGGAGGGCACCGCCGCCAAGCUCGACCUCGCGGCCGGCGUGUCGGGCGGCUUCCAAAAGGUCUCCUUCUCGUCGGACGGCCGAAUGCUCGCCGCCUUUGCCGGAUUGUCCGUCUUUCGCGGCCUCACGCUGUGA
This is a messenger RNA of Emiliania huxleyi CCMP1516, 636 nucleotides long. RefSeq lists its product as hypothetical. Lineage: Eukaryota; Haptophyta; Isochrysidales; Noelaerhabdaceae. The transcript is spliced from 2 exons. The coding region runs from base 1 to 636 and encodes 211 amino acids. The record is from RefSeq and is a predicted model, not a curated record. Gene Ontology annotation, molecular function: protein binding.